AUGCAUCGCCAGCUCUUCAGGCUCAAUGUGAACAACCUGCACCCAAUUGCAGUGAUGAGGUUUUCUGAUGAUUUGUGCUUGUUUGCCAAGCUUUGCUCCAUGGCCGAUGACAACCUGAAUGUCAAGUUCCUCUGGUGGAACGAUCAACCAAUCAAGAGGAUCACUGAAGCCAGGAAGACGCCCUGCUUCUGUGAUGGAGAUGUUGUAACUUUUGGCAACUCUCUUGUCUUCUUCUCCAAACUCAAAUUCAGGUUCAAGAAUGGUCACUUCUACGUGUGGGUCUUUUGCCAAAUGUAUGGCAAGAGUUCUGUUUAUUGUUGACAAGCCACCUCUAGACGACCCCCAUUCGUUCGCCAGGAGGGUAACUUUCAAUAUUAACCGUUCUGAAUGACCUUGUUCAGCAUCAGAUGAUGAUAAUGAUGAUGGUGGUGGUGAUGAUGGAGUACACACGUCCUGUACAGAAACCAAAAAUGGAAAUUUUAAAAUAGAAAGCGUACACCUGGGGUGCUUACCGCUUUGAUAGAAAGUUUGCAAAACAUGUUAUCAUCCAGUAAGAAGCUAUAAACUUAUCGUUUAACUGUAAAGCAAACAGCUUGUUAAGAAAGACUUAAGAAACGGUUAUGAAUACCCACUGCUAUGGCUACAGUAGGUAUUUAACAACAGAGCUGAUGAUGUUAAUUGGCCACUGUAAAGAGAUUCUCAGUUCAAGGCUAGCCAUUUGUCGGGCAAAGUGCUAAAAUAACUUGAAUAGAAUUUUGAGUCAUAUUUGGUAACCAACUGACCUUAUCAAAUUACUUGAUUUUAAGUACUAUUGUUUGCUUCUUUUUACCCAGCGAGGGGCUUGUGGUAGGUCAAAAUGAAGGACUACGUUGUAUAUUAUUAUAACCUAAUAAUGACACACACAAACUUUGUUGAAGCUUUUUUAAGUAUAAAUAAAUGACUAGCCUUUCAGCAGCAUAAUGUCAGUUUAGUAGUAAUAUGCCGUAGAGGUCCGAAAAUAAGACCCAGGCUGAUUUUUUUUCAAAGGCCCUUUUUGAGGGGCUUUUAUACGGAGGGAAAUGGGAGGGACAUUUGCGUCUCAAAAUCGAUUGGGCUAGAGGUUUUACUGAAACUCGCCAUGGCGACCUAGGUCUUUCUAAAACUCUGCCAUGCGAGUACUUUGGCUAUAUGGAUCGAAGGAAUUCAAGCCAAGAGUGAAGAGUGAACUACGCAAACAGCAAUACACUGUGACACUUCUUGAUUGCAAUCAUUUGGCACGAGGAAUAGUUCUUUGGCAAAUUAAAAACAUUAUGUGUUACUGUACCGUUUUUAAUUUGUUUUAUUUUGUAUUUGAGGGCAAUUUCCAAGUACAAGCCCCUGGGGGGCUUAUAUUCGGAGGGGCGAUUAAAUGGAAGGUUGUUUUGCGUUACGAGUUUGUUUAUUUGCAGGGGGCUUAAACAUGGAGGGGCUUAUUUUCAGAAUUUUACGUUAACAUUCCAUUUAUAUUUAACAUGCUAACAGCACUGAUAGAGAUGAGAUUUCAGUGCUACCUACCUUACUUGGUGUCUGUAAGAACCAUUUUGCUUUCCUUUGACUGUGAGUACUUCAUCUGUAGGUUUCUUUUUGCAAAUCAGAUGAACGCCUUGUCUUACCUCAAGGAGGUGAGGACAAUCUUCAUGAGAACAUGCAAUCUGAUUAUGGCUUGAGUAUUUUUCCCGCUGACAAUACGAACAGGCGACCCGAAUAUGAUACUGCAAUCCACCUUUAUAGAGAUCACGUGACAAAGCUUGCAAAGUUGCCUCCACAAACUCACGAACCUGCACUGCCAUCUCACUUGUCUCAUCCAGAGAGAUCUGCUAAGGGUGGUUUCUUUGCUUGAUAAAGAACUUAAGUAAUGAUCCAGGUAAGGUGGAUAGCAAUUGCUUUUGUUAUGCGGCAACGGUGCUUUCCCCACAUAGGAAUGUUCUCAUUUUUACACAGAGAAAGCAUAAACCUACAUGAAGGCCGUUUACGCAAUAAAAUGCAUUUACACUCCACUUUGAAAGGGUGCUUUUUUUGUGUUAAAAGAUUUUGACCAAUCACAAGAGUUGAAAACAAUAGCCAAGAAAGGUUUACAAUUUUACAUGUUCCCCACAUUUCUUUGUUAUUCAAACUGAGACCAGAUUUUGUUAUGUGGAAGAUGGUUGGAAAGUAAGGAUGAAUAUAUGUACCGCUUUAUGAAGUUUUGUUAACUUUUGCUGUUUAAGCCAAUCAGAAGUAAGUACAGACAAUAGAAACGUUAGCACCUUUUUUGCAUUCCAACAUGUUCGUUGCCGUUGUUGCUAUCGUUCUUAUCUGGACCGUUUCUUAAUAAACUGCUUCUUAAAAAUAAGAACAAAAUCAUGGACAGUUUUCUUCUCAAUAACAAACCACGCUCCAUUUUGGUACAGGGUAGGGGGCUGAGUUGGACCAGCCUCAGAACACCAACGGACAGAUCGAGAAACAAGUCGAAUGAACAGACCAUGGGGAACAGAGCCGCUGACGAAGUAAACAUACAGAGGACAAGGGUCCAGCCUUGAGGGCGCCAUGGAACAAAGGGAAUCAGGCGACGCUUUGAGUUGAGAUGGAACAAAAUACUUUUCACCUGUCUUUGAAGAUGAAAAUUUUGCAAUCAAUCCAAAUUGUUCCAUCAAAUCCAGAAUGUCUUUCCUGGCAACGUCCUCCAGAAGAAAUUUGGAAAACACAUGAUCAAGCAGUUCCAUGCUGAGAACACCGCUUUCUUCGACUUCCUUCCAGUGCUUUGCAAACUUAGGGACCUGAAACGGAAUAACAAGAGGAAUGUAAAGAAAUUAUUUUUCGCAAGAAAGGUCUUAUUCAGGAUAUUGUGCAAGUUAAUAACAUUCGCUGCUCAUUUUAGGUGUUACGUUUCAAGAGAAUUGUAAAUAAAGCGAACACGUACGUGUUAAGUUGAUUAAGGCAAAUACUGUAAGUGUCUGUUUGUAUUAAGAUCUUUACAGAAGGAAGGUUUCAGUCAAGUUGAAGUAGACCACCUAUUUAGCGCCUUAGUUUUACCGAAUUUCACUUAUGGUCUGUAGACUCAGAUCUAACGGUCAUACAAAACUUUCUGGAUAGAUGCUUUAAAAGGAAAUACACAUCCAAGAGAAUGGACAUCCGAGAACUUUUAGAAAAGGCAGAUAAAAAUCUUUCCAAGGUACGUUCAGUGGAUCCCGAUUGCCAGCUUAGUAACAUCAUUCCGAAGAAGAAAGAAACAAAGUAUCAACUCAGAAACAAAAGUGCUCAUCGUCCGGAUACAAAGACUGAUACAUUGAAGAAUGUUUUUGUAAACAGGCUUAUUUUUAGAUAUAAUCUUUGAUCUUUCUAUUAUUUGUAUACAGUAUGACCUUAUGUAUUUUUAGACUCCCAACUGCUGAUGUAACUUACAUGAACUUAAGAUAUGUCUUUUUAUCUUAGGAGGAAUAAAUAUUGAUUGAUUGAUUGAUUUGAUUGAUUGAAUGAUCACAAAACUAUUCAAAAUAGCUUUCUUCCAGGAUCAUUUUACAUUUCUAAAUGUUAUAUUAAUAAGUUUUGGCAAGUUCUCUAAAAGAAAUAAACUACUUAACAUUUUAAGUAAACAUUCAAGGAAAACUUUCCUCCUUGUAAUUUGCGGAUUUGUGUGAGGACACAUAUAAAAUGGAAAUUACGAAAGACUGCCUAGAAAGUAUAACUGUGAAUAAAUCUCUCUGGGGGCGAAAAAAGAUCAUAACCUUUUUAACAGACCUCAGAUUUUAAAUCUAUAGAAUGUUCUUUAAAGCGCCACGUAACUGCCAGAAUCCUCCAUUUGGUUUACUCGCCAGAAAAUUCUUACGGUCCAAAUUUCACUUCCACAAGCUAUAAAAGCGCGUUCUGA
Messenger RNA from Porites evermanni, 3865 nucleotides. The record is from the annotation of a GenBank genome assembly. NCBI's taxonomy places the organism in Eukaryota, Metazoa, Cnidaria, Anthozoa, Scleractinia, Poritidae.